AUAUCCGUGGAUGUGUGUGAGCAGGCUCCUAAGUAGGUGGAGCGCGGACCAAGGGUUUCCCGAGCGAGCAGCAGCGCCCCGCGCCUGAUGGCACCUCGCUUCUUAAGUAGGGAGCUGACUGAGCCGCCACCCCACCACGCCAAAGAACUUCGCCGAAUCGCCGCUCCCUCUGAGACUGACACUCGGAGACGGGGGGAGCCUGCCUGCGCGCGAGGCGCCUGUGUCUUUAAGAGUGUCGGCGGCGGCGGCUGCGAAGGAGGCGGGAGCGCCGUUGGCGCAGGAAGUGCCCCCUCCCGGAGCCGAGGAAGGGGACAGGCCCCAAGAUGGCGACGGUGGCAGCGGCUGAGCGGCUCCUGUCGGAGGGGGAAGGAGGCGCCAUGGACCCGGCACGGCUCUCGCCCCCGCCGCAGCCGCAGCCCCGGGGGGAAGCCCAGCCGCUGGAGCAGCUCCCGCAGAGCAACACGCUGGUGGGGCUGCCCAUUGUGGCCAUCGAGGGCAUCCUCGGAUUCCUGUCCUACGACGAGACCAGCCAGCUCCGCCUGGUUUGUAAGCGAAUGGACUUGGUCUGCCAGAGAAUGCUGAAUCAGGGAUUUCUGAAAGUGGAAAGGUACCACAACUUGUGCCAGAAACAGGUUAAAGCACAGCUUCCAAGACGGGAGUCAGAAAGGAGAAAUCACUCACUAGCUCGCCAUGCAGACAUCCUUGCUGCUGUAGAAACAAGGCUGUCACUCCUAAACAUGACAUUCAUGAAGUAUGUGGAUUCUAACCUCUGCUGUUUUAUACCUGGGAAGGUGAUUGACGAAAUUUAUCGUGUGUUAAGGUAUGUAAACUCUACAAAAGCUCCUCAGAGAGCCCACGAAGUUCUUCAGGAAUUGAGAGACAUUUCAUCUAUGGCAAUGGAGUAUUUUGAUGAGAAGAUUGUUCCAAUUCUAAAAAGAAAGUUGCCAGGAUCGGAUGUAUCGGGACGUCUUAUAGCAGCAGCUCCAGUUCCAGGUCCUUCUGCCGCCUUAACAACAAUGCAGCUCUUCUCCAAACAAAACCCAUCAAGGCAGGAGGUCACCAAACUCCAACAGCAAGUCAAAACCAAUGGUGCAGGCGUGACUGUGCUGAGGCGUGAAAUUUCAGAGCUUCGCACCAAAGUGCAAGAGCAGCAGAAACAGCUCCAAGACCAAGACCAGAAACUGCUUGAGCAAACUCAGAUCAUAGGUGAGCAGAAUGCCCGGCUGGCUGAGCUUGAACGCAAACUGCGAGAAGUUAUGGAAAGCGCAGUAGGAAGUUCCUCAGGGUCGGCACCAAGUGAAGAGGCCCCUAGGAAACGGAAGAAGGCCACUGAAUCUAUAGGUUCGCUUAGGAAGUCGAAACGCCUUCGAAAUAAUAAAUAACUUUGGGGAUAAAUGACACCUCCAGGAGAAGGCACUGUUCUAGUAGCCCAAGCAGGUUGUCUGGUCUGGAUACUGCAAUUCAUGGCACGGUGUCAUUUAGGCUGCUGGUUCUUCAGAACACCAUAGACUUGAACAAAACUUUAUCUCUCAUUGCUGAGAUGUUUCUUCCCCUCCCUGCUUUUGUCUGAGUGGGCCUACUGCACAGGAUUGUUAUAAUUUGCCAUAGAUUUGUACAAAGCAGACCUGCUCUAUCAUGUUCUGAAAAGUUAAUUUUAUUUUCCAUGCAGAUGACUAUUAAAGUCAAACUUCUGUUAAUGCAUCUGUUCCCAUAAAUAUCUUAAAUAGAUCCAGGCUUGAUUCAUUAGAAAAUUAAUCUGAUAAACAGCAGAUGUCCUGUUCACUUGAAAAGACCCACUUUUUAAAAACUUGUUUUGAAUAAUGACUUUUUCUGUUGCAAGUGACCUUGUUUAGAAUGUCAAAAAGUAGUUUAUACAUGUGGGAGUCUACAAAAUGAGUAAAGAUGACUUCUGAAGCUACAGUAUUGGCUAUAUAUAUUUUUGUAAACUUUAACAAGCAAGGGACUUCAGUCCACUUUACACAAAUGCAUACCCUACUUCCAAGCAUCUGGAGCCAUAUUUUUAUCUUUGCAUGGAUAGAUGCAUGCAUUGCUUAGUCAGCUUGCUAAAGCAUUUGCCUGGAGUUGCUGUUAAAUCGUUGGCCUCUUCCACUGCUGUAAAGCAGUUUCUUGGUUCCUUAGCCAUAACUCUGCCCAUCCUUUCAGCACAGCGGUUUCUUUUCUUGCAAGGCCAUUUUAUCACACUAUUGCAGGAGAGUAUAUAAACCAGGCUAUUUGCUGCUUCUGCUGCCUGUAUAUAGCAGGUGCUCUUACCUUAAGGCAGGACUUCAGGGGUUGGUUCCUUUUGCCUGUGGGUUUCUGGUUAUACACUUCUGAUACUGGUUCAGAGGUUAAAAGACUAUUUAAGUGUUGGAUGAAAGUUAUUUGUUCUUACAGUACCCAGUCUGGGUAGGGCAUGAUUCAAGUUUUAAAAGCUUGUGUUGAGAAAAAGACCUUAUUGUUAUGUGGAAAGAACACUCUGUAAUACUAACUCUAUUCUAGCUUUUUUUAAUCCUAAAAAGUAAAUUGACUUCAGACAACAAAGCUUUAAUUUCUUUUGCACUCCUGUUUUUUGAAGUUGUAACUGGAAAAGCAUGUCUUGCACUGUACAGUCUCUGGAUUUGUCACUUUAACGCCUCCAAGUUGUAGUGUACAGUGACCUCCCCAUCCCAACCCGUUAUGUGUGUGCGUGUAUGUAUUUUUUUUUUAUUUUUGAUUUUUGGAAGCCUUAGAUAAAUAUUGCUGUUGUCCAUGGUUUUAAUUUGGUGUUACUUAACAAUGUAGCUAUGUUGCUUAACUGUUACACUUUCUCUUAAUCUGCUGUUGCUGCCUUGGGCUUUUUGAUGACAUUGAAUUUGAAUUGGGAACAGAAAUUUUGAAUUUGAGUAGAGGCUCAAAAGGCCACUCCUGACUUAAAUGUUUUGCUAAGUAACUUGGGUUAAAAUGGAAAUUAAAGCCUCUUUUUUUCAUUUAUCCAUCAAAGAUAAAUACACAGCUUUCUUAUAGAUUGUUAUGGGCUUUUUCUUAAAUAUUAAUCAAAGUCCAUUAAUUCAUAUUUUGGAAUAAUUUCCUAUAAAAACAGAACAUUGCAAAUUGAUGUCAAGGGUUUGGAAUGUUUAAUUUUUUAAAAUUAUAUUCUUGUUUUGCUAUCUUAAGGCUGUUUUAUCGUGUGUGUUUUCUUUUAAAUGGGAGCAGGCUAUUGUAUCUUAGCAGUGGGUAUACACUGAAUUGUCUCAAGGAUAAUAUAACAGUUGUUAAAUCA
Messenger RNA from Hemicordylus capensis (graceful crag lizard), 3259 nucleotides. RefSeq names its product F-box protein 28 (gene FBXO28). The coding region runs from base 324 to 1382 and encodes 352 amino acids. Gene Ontology annotation, molecular function: protein binding. Lineage: Eukaryota; Metazoa; Chordata; Lepidosauria; Squamata; Cordylidae. The record is from RefSeq and is a predicted model, not a curated record. The transcript is spliced from 5 exons. Gene Ontology annotation, biological process: protein polyubiquitination.